Molecule: messenger RNA, 1689 nt
Organism: Eimeria acervulina
Lineage: Eukaryota; Apicomplexa; Conoidasida; Eucoccidiorida; Eimeriidae
Exons: 1
Coding region: 1-1689 (562 amino acids)
Biological process (GO): regulation of transcription by RNA polymerase II
Cellular component (GO): mediator complex
Molecular function (GO): transcription coactivator activity
Source: RefSeq, a predicted model, not a curated record
AUGCGGGCUUCGUUGCCUCAGGGGCUUUCUAUGCCCAUUUCUUCGAAGCAAAAAUUUGAUAGCCGAUUUAAAAACCCUCUAAGUAGUGGUGAGGGGCCUCCUCGGGUGUCUGUACAGCCCGUGCGUAUCUCUGCGCCUGUAACUGCAGCAGCAGCAGCAACAGCAGCAGCUGCUGCGUGUGCUGCAGCAACAGCAGACCGAGCAGCAGCAGCUGUUGUGCAGCAAAAUAUCGCCGCCACAGGAAAAACCUUCAAACCCGUACGGAGGUUACCGCAACCGCCCCCGCAGCAGCAGCAGCAGCGCAGCAGCAGCAGCAGCAGCAGCAGCUUCUACGAUGACGCGCUGCAGCAGCAAACAGGCGUCCGUGUGCCGGCUGCUUUAGCUGGCAGCAGCAGAAAUAUGCUGCAACAGGAUGACCGCAGCAAUACUCCGCAGUCAGCAGCAGCACUUGAAGCUGAGGGAAGCACUUGGUGUUGGUUUCUUAGAAGAUGUCUCUCAGAUGCAGCAGCAGCAGCAGAUGCAGCAGGUGCUGCUGCUGCUGCUGCUGAUAGCAGCAAACGAAAGAAACAAGGGGAGAACACCCUUGGGGUAGACAGAAGCGCAGGCUGGGGAGCAGCAGACAGCCUUGCAGCAGCAGCUCCUGCUUCUGCUGCUGCUGCUGCUGCAGAGGACGAAGACUUCAGCAGCAGCGCAGCAGAUGGUCUGGGGCCUGCUGCAGCAGGUGAAGAGGAAGCAGCAGCAGCAACUGAUAUAGACACACCGCUGCUGCGGGUCCUUGCUCUUGGUUGCGAGCUGUUUAUAGAUGAAGUGCUUCAUUCUGCUGCUGGGUAUGCUAUCGCGAGGCAGCAGCAGCAGCAGCAACAACAACAGCAGCAGCAGAAUCAGCAGCAGCAACAGCAGCAGCAGCAGCAGCUCUUGCUGCAGUGGCUGCAACAGCCAGCUGUUCUUUGUGUUCAAGAUGUAGAUUUCUGCCUAGAAAGGCUUUGGGGGGAGGACUUGCUGCUGGCGCUGCAGCAGCAGCAGCAGCAACAGCAGCAACAGCAGCAGCUGCUGCAAGAAGACCAACUACCUUGUCCUACCGGCUAUGAGUGCCUGUCUCCUUUGCAGCAGCAGCAGCAGCAGCAGCAGGGAGACGGGAGCAGCAGCAGCAGCAGUAACAGCAACAACAACAACAGCAGCAGCAGCAGCAACAGCUUUGGCGAGUCAGCAGCAGCAGCAACAGCAGAAGAUCCGUCAGAUGAGAUGGAGCUGUUCGAUGCGUUAUUCACAGAUCCAGCAACAGCAGCAGAGGACUCUGCUGCUGCUGCUGCUGCUGGUAGCAGCAGCAGCAGCGUGGGCGCUCUUGAGCCCCAGCAGCAGCAGCAGCUGCAGCAGCAGCAGAUGCAGCAGCAGCAGCAGCAAGAAGAAGUAGACGAGCGUAAUUUUCUGUCUCUUGAACCUCCUACCUCUGGCGAGUCACCGGAGGGGACUGCUGCGGGGCUUCAGGAUGCAGCAGCAGCAGCAGCAGCAGCAGCAGGACCUGCUGCAGCAGGAGUUGAGGGAGAUUUGCAGCAGCUGCUGCAGCGGGCCUCAUCGCUAGCGUCUUCUUGGGCUGCUGCUCGUUGUGCUGCAGCAGACAGCAGCAAAGCAGCAGAAGAGAGCUUCACGCUGCAGGAGGUGUUUGAAUGCUCCCCCUUCGAUCCGUCUUAA